CUGGGGUUGAAAAUUUCGAAUGCCAUUUUUCUUGUUCUUCCGUAUAAACAAAAAACAAAGACUUCCAAUCGAUCCGAUCCUUUUAUUAUAUUAUUACUUAAGCUAUGAGGUACAUUUGCAGGACUUGUUCGCGUAUGGCUGAUCCUGCAACAGCCAAGAACCUGUUCGAGCCUUCGAGCGAUUCCGUUUUGCGUCAAAUUGAGAUAUUGACCAAUUUACAGCUAAAAGAAAACGACAAGUUGCCCAGGUUUAUAUGCAAAGAGUGCCAGCACGACUUGCAGAUUGCUAUUGAUUUCCGCAGGGUUUGUAUCGAGGCACAGGAACUGCUCGAGUUACAACUGAAUCAGGUGGAAAAAGGUGAGGAGUCUUUACAAAGCCUGGUGGAGGAGUAUUUAGAUGACUGCUCGGAGGAGAUCUCAAACUCUUCGCUUGUGCAACAGGAUAAUGAUGAGCCCGUACUUAAGCCGGAGGCCAUAGAUGAUUUGGUUGCAAUAAAGCCCCUUCAAGUUCUUCAAGAGUUUCCUUCGGAGGACGAGUUGUCAGACGAAAAUUUCGAUCUUUCACCCUCUUCGAAACUAGCACAACAAAGUUAUCAAAAUACGGAAGACAUCGAUAAUCCAGACUCCUCUAGUCAUACGUGCAGCAAAUGUGGCCUUGAUUUCGACAAUGUAGAUGAGCUAAAGCUUCACAAGUACCACCUACACGACGUCCCUCCAAACACCAAGUUCAUUUGUGAUCAUUGUGGCGAGGGCUUCCGUUCGGCAGCCGCUCUUACGAGACACUGCAACAUGAUCGAUCUCCCAUUGCUUGUUUCGUGCAGCAAAUGCAGCAACAAAUUCCACAAUCAAAUCCUGCUGGAAGUUCACAUGGAACGAUGUCAGAAACCGGCAGAUACCCAACAUGUGUGUCACAUAUGCGGAAAGAGAUUGACUACAUCCUAUAACCUAAAGAGUCACCUGGUUCGUCACUCAGGAACUAAGCCCCACAAAUGCGACCAGUGUGACUCAUCCUUCGCAGCUGCAGCUGAACUUAGUUCCCACCGGAAAACUCAUACAAGUGAGCGUCCGUACACCUGUCGCUACAACUGUGGAAAGACCUUUCGGUUUUGCAGCGCUCGUAGCAUGCACGAGAGAGUUCACAUGGACGCCAGUAAACGCAUUUACCAAUGCGAAUAUUGCCCCAAGUCCUAUAUAACUCCAAGCGAUUGUAGAGCCCACCAAAAGUAUCACAACUUGACUCGUGAUUUCAGUUGCGACAUUUGCCGUAUAAGCUUUAAGACACUCAAGCACUACACGUCCCAUACGAAGUCAAAUGCUCACAAGACCCUGGUGGCCCGUGAUAAAGCUACCCAAAAGUGAAUCUCAUUAAUACAUUAUAUCUUGGAAUUGAAAUUAUAAUCUCCAUCUGCAAUUUAAUUAUAUACAUAUAUACGCGCACCUUAAUAUUUUUAAUAAAGCUUAUGGGU
Messenger RNA from Drosophila eugracilis, 1465 nucleotides. RefSeq names its product transcription factor Ouib. Gene Ontology annotation, biological process: regulation of transcription by RNA polymerase II. Bases 105 to 1358 code for a protein of 417 amino acids. Gene Ontology annotation, cellular component: nucleus. Gene Ontology annotation, molecular function: zinc ion binding; DNA-binding transcription factor activity; RNA polymerase II cis-regulatory region sequence-specific DNA binding. The transcript has 5 exons. The record is from RefSeq and is a predicted model, not a curated record. Lineage: Eukaryota; Metazoa; Arthropoda; Insecta; Diptera; Drosophilidae.